Messenger RNA from Lotus japonicus, 5066 nucleotides. RefSeq names its product ABC transporter B family member 20-like. Lineage: Eukaryota; Viridiplantae; Streptophyta; Magnoliopsida; Fabales; Fabaceae. The record is from RefSeq and is a predicted model, not a curated record. Gene Ontology annotation, molecular function: ABC-type transporter activity; ATP binding; ATP hydrolysis activity. Gene Ontology annotation, biological process: transmembrane transport. The transcript has 11 exons. The coding region runs from base 310 to 4500 and encodes 1396 amino acids. Gene Ontology annotation, cellular component: membrane.
GCAUGCCAUCACAGCACACACUCACUGUAUUUUCUAUUCAUUUCAAUUUCAUUCAUCCAAACUUAAAAAACAAAAAACCAAAAUUGGAAACCAAACCUCAACACCAAGAACAACAACUUCAGCUCCGGUCGUACACCUUCGUUGACCAAGUCAACCACCGCACCAGCCGCCACCAAACUCCACAACCACCUCGCCGGCGUUCAAUACCACGCGUCGUUUCCUGUAGAAGCUGGCGCUGGUGGGAUCUGUUGAGAGGUUUUUCAAUCUUCGAGUUUCUGUGUUGUUGUGGUGAGCGGGGGAUCGGAGACGAUGGUAUCAAGGGGGCUGUUCGGGUGGUCCCCACCGCACAUGCAGCCACUCACGCCGGUCUCCGAGGUGUCAGAGCCGCCGGAGUCGCCGUCGCCUUUCAUGGACUUCGGCGCCGAGACCUCCGCGUCGCAGCAGGUGGAGGAGGAUGAGGAGAUGGAGGAGCAAGAGGAGGACGAGCCGCCGCCAGCUGCCGUUCCUUUCUCGCGGCUGUUCGCCUGCGCUGACCGUCUCGACUGGGUCCUUAUGGUGGUUGGCUCCGUCGCCGCCGCCGCUCAUGGCACCGCGCUUGUGGUUUACUUGCACUACUUUGCUAAAGUUCUCCAGGUUCCUAUGCAGGAGGAUCAGUUUCCCAGGUUCAAGGAGCUUGCUUUAAACAUUGUUUAUAUUGCUGGGGGAGUUUUCGUUGCUGGUUGGAUUGAGGUUUCGUGUUGGAUACUUACUGGAGAACGGCAGACAGCUGUCAUCAGAUCAAAAUAUGUUCGAGUAUUACUUAAUCAAGACAUGAGUUUUUUUGAUACUUACGGGAAUAAUGGAGACAUUGUGAGUCAAGUAUUGAGUGAUGUGCUGCUCAUUCAGUCUGCUCUUAGUGAAAAAGUUGGGAAUUAUGUUCAUAAUAUGGCUACAUUCUUCAGUGGUCUAGUUAUUGCUUUUAUCAAUUGUUGGCAGAUUGCAUUGAUAACAUUAGCUACAGGUCCUUUUAUUGUUGCUGCAGGAGGAAUUUCAAACAUAUUCCUCCAUAGGCUUGCAGAGAAUAUUCAAGAUGCAUAUGCUGAAGCAGCCAGCAUUGCUGAACAGGCAGUUUCCUAUAUAAGGACCUUGUAUGCAUUUACAAAUGAGACAUUAGCUAAAUAUUCAUAUGCAACAUCCCUGCAAGCCACUCUUAGAUAUGGUAUAUUAAUAAGUCUUGUCCAAGGGCUUGGCCUUGGGUUUACAUAUGGGCUUGCAAUAUGUUCUUGUGCAUUGCAACUCUGGGUCGGAAGGUUAUUGGUUGUGCAUGGAAAAGCUCAUGGUGGUGAAAUUGUAGCGGCUCUUUUUGCUGUGAUUCUGAGUGGCUUGGGAUUGAAUCAAGCAGCAACAAAUUUCUACUCAUUUGAUCAAGGGCGAAUAGCUGCUUAUAGACUCUUUGAGAUGAUAAGCCGGUCAUCCUCAUCUUCAAAUCAUGAAGGCAGUUCUCCUGCCUCUGUACAAGGAAACAUAGAGUUUCGGAAUGUUUAUUUCAGUUAUCUUUCUCGCCCUGAAAUCCCUAUUUUGAGUGGGUUUUAUCUCACGGUUCCUGCUAAGAAAACUGUGGCACUUGUUGGCAGAAAUGGCUCUGGAAAGAGCAGUAUUAUUCCACUUAUGGAGCGGUUCUAUGAUCCAACAUUAGGAGAAGUUCUUUUAGAUGGUGAAAACAUCAAGAAUUUGAAACUGGAAUGGCUGAGGAGCCAAAUAGGACUGGUAACCCAGGAACCGGCUUUGCUCAGUUUGAGCAUAAAAGACAACAUUGCUUAUGGCAGGGAGACCACCUCUGAUCAAAUUGAAGAGGCUGCUAAAAUAGCUCAUGCACAUACCUUUAUCAGCUCCCUAGAUAAAGGUUAUGAUACUCAGGUUGGCAGGGCGGGUUUAGCUUUGACAGAAGAGCAAAAAAUAAAACUUUCUAUUGCAAGAGCUGUGCUUUUAAAUCCAUCCAUUCUUCUGCUUGAUGAGGUUACCGGUGGACUUGAUUUUGAGGCUGAGAGGUCUGUUCAGGAUGCCCUGGAUCUCCUUAUGCUGGGACGCUCAACAAUAAUAAUUGCUCGAAGGCUUAGUCUUAUAAAGAAUGCUGAUUAUAUAGCUGUUAUGGAGGAGGGUCAGCUUGUUGAAAUGGGUACUCAUGAUGAAUUAUUGACCCUAGAUGGCUUAUAUGCAGAGCUUCUUCGAUCUGAAGAGGCCACAAAACUUCCCAAGAGGAUGCCUGUUCGAAACUACAAGGAGACUGCAGCUUUCCAAAUUGAGAAAGAUUCUUCAGAAAAUCAUAGCUUCAACGAACCAUCAUCCCCUAGAAUGGUGAAAUCACCCUCUCUUCAAAGAAUAUCUGCAGUAUUUCGGCCUUCAGAGGGCUUCUUUAACUCACAAGAAUCACCCAAAGUUCGGAGCCCACCACCCGAGAAGAUGAUGGAAAAUGGUCAGUCUUUGGAGGCAGAAGAUAAAGAGCCAUCAAUAAAAAGGCAGGAUAGUUUCGAAAUGAGACUACCAGACUUACCGAAGAUUGAUGUUCAGUCUUUGCAUCGACAAACAUCAAAUGGUUCUGACCCUGAAUCCCCUGUUUCACCUCUUUUAACAUCUGAUCCUAAAAAUGAACGCUCCCAUUCACAGACUUUUAGCAGACCAGAUAGUUAUUCUGAUGAUUUUCCAGUGAAAGCAAAUGCAACAAAGGAUACACUGCAUCAAGAACAACCCUCAAUUUGGAGGUUGGCAGAGCUUAGUUUUGCAGAGUGGCUUUAUGCGGUGUUAGGAAGCAUAGGUGCUGCUAUCUUUGGUUCCUUCAAUCCUCUUCUUGCUUAUGUCAUUGGCCUGGUGGUGACAGCUUACAACAAAAUUGAUGAAACUCAUCACUUGCAAGGGGAGAUAGACAAAUGGUGCUUGCUCAUUGCUUGUAUUGGUAUUGUGACCGUCAUUGCCAACUUCUUACAACAUUUCUACUUUGGUAUUAUGGGGGAGAAAAUGACAGAAAGAGUUAGGAGAAUGAUGUUCUCAGCCAUGCUACGCAAUGAAACUGGAUGGUUCGAUUUAGAAGAAAAUAGUGCUGACAAUUUAUCCAUGCGCUUGGCCAAUGAUGCGACAUUUGUGCGAGCUGCUUUCAGUAACCGACUUUCCAUAUUUGUACAGGACAGUGCGGCAGUUAUUGUUGCUUUUCUCAUUGGUGUUUUGCUGCACUGGCGAUUAGCACUUGUGGCUUUAGCAACACUUCCAAUUCUCUGUGUUUCUGCUGUUGCCCAGAAAUUGUGGCUUGCUGGAUUUUCAAGGGGCAUCCAGGAAAUGCACCAAAAGGCAUCUUUGGUUCUUGAAGAUGCAGUCAGAAAUAUUUACACCGUUGUUGCAUUUUGUGCUGGUAAUAAGGUGAUGGAACUCUACAGGCUGCAGUUAAAUAAAAUAUUUAAGCAGAGUUUUCUUCACGGACUGGCCAUUGGUUUUGCAUUUGGCCUUACACAGUUUCUACUUUUUGCCUGUAAUGCCCUUCUACUUUGGUACACUGCAAUAUGUGUACAUAGAGAUUAUGCGGAUACUCCCACUGCGAUCAAGGAGUACAUGAUUUUCUCAUUUGCUACAUUUGCGCUUGUGGAACCCUUUGGACUGGCUCCUUACAUACUCAAGCGAAGAAAAUCUCUCAUUUCAGUAUUUGAAAUCAUAGAUCGCGUGCCUAAAAUUGAUCCUGAUGACAAUGAAGCAUUGAAGCCACCUAAUGUAUAUGGAAGCAUUGAGUUGAAAAAUGUUGAUUUUUGUUAUCCUUCUAGGCCAGAAGUCUUGGUAUUGAGCAAUUUUAGUCUCAAAGUCAGUGGGGGGCAAACAAUUGCUGUUGUGGGAGCUUCAGGGUCAGGAAAAAGCACUAUAAUAUCUUUGAUGCAGAGAUUUUAUGAUCCAGUUGCUGGUCAAGUUUUACUAGAUGGGAGAGAUUUAAAACUGUAUAACUUGAGAUGGUUGAGAAGCCACCUUGGUCUGGUUCAGCAGGAACCUAUUAUCUUCUCGACAACUGUAAGGGAAAAUAUCAUAUAUGCCAGACAUACUGCCAGUGAAGCUGAAAUAAAAGAGGCCGCAAGAAUAGCAAAUGCGCAUCAUUUCAUUAGUAGCUUGCCUCAUGGUUAUGACACUCAUGUUGGGAUGAGAGGUGUUGACUUAACUCCAGGACAGAAACAGAGGAUUGCAAUUGCAAGGGUAGUGCUAAAAAAUGCACCUAUCUUGUUGUUGGAUGAAGCUAGUUCAUCAAUUGAAUCUGAAUCAAGCAGAGUGGUGCAAGAGGCAUUAGACACUCUAAUAAUGGGAAACAAAACCACUAUUCUAAUAGCACACAGGGCUGCUAUGAUGAGGCAUGUGGACAACAUUGUUGUUCUUAACGGAGGACGGAUAGUUGAGGAGGGGACUCAUGAUUCAUUGAUGGCAAAGAAUGGUCUGUAUGGCCGAUUAAUGCAACCUCAUUUUGGCAAGGCUAUGCGUCCACAUCGGCGGCUUGUUUAGAAUGGGAGCAUGUGAUGUGAGCAAAUUGCACAACUAAUGUUUGUUCGUGAGAAUUGUGUAAUGUUCUGCUUGAGUUGAAUCACCGGUGAUUGCUGCACCUGAUUGAAUUUAACAGUGUCAGGUGAUGGUUUGCAGAUUGCAAGGAUGGGAAUGAUGAAGCAGGAUAGUGUAGGAUUUGAAAGAUUGGAAUUUGGAGUUUUGUUGGUUUGAGGAUUUGUGACUGGAUGCAUAUUCUUUCAAAGAGAGUAAGGUGGUGGAAUCAAACACUAAUUCAGCUCUUUUAUUGGACCUUCUUUUCACUCUCCCAGUCUCAAGGUGGAUGAUGAAAGAACCUAUUCAUUACUGUAUUUUAUUUUUCAUUUUUGUGAAAAUUGUAGAAAAUACAGUCCAAGAGUUGUUGUAACAUCUGUGUACAUAAAUAGGGAUAGUUUAGAUGGCAUUCCUUUCAGUGCCUGAAUUACAAGAAUUCACCAGUGUUUUCCUUCUUUGUCCCUCAAUUCCUUAAAAAUUUCCACGUGUAUUUUUGUAGUGAAGGUUAAUCUUGUUCAAUUUAUUAAGUUUUCGCC